Zymoseptoria tritici IPO323 is the source of this 865-nucleotide messenger RNA. RefSeq names its product ATP synthase subunit 4, mitochondrial. The transcript has 4 exons. Gene Ontology annotation, molecular function: proton transmembrane transporter activity. Gene Ontology annotation, biological process: proton motive force-driven ATP synthesis. The record is from RefSeq and is a predicted model, not a curated record. Bases 23 to 757 code for a protein of 244 amino acids. Lineage: Eukaryota; Fungi; Ascomycota; Dothideomycetes; Mycosphaerellales; Mycosphaerellaceae.
UCAUUUCCGCAAAUCAUUCACAAUGGCGUCGCGAUUGGCAAAGCUCGCGCUCUCGGGCGCUCGCGUCGGAAGACCAGCCCUCCCCCGUAUCGCCCUCCCAGCAAUCACUACCUUCUCGACCUCCGCCGCCCGCCGUGAGAGCAACGUGCCUCAGAAGGACCCCAAGUCCGCCGCCAACUCCAUCCUCGAGUCGCUUCCGGGCAACAGCAUCGCCGCCAAGACCGCCAUCCUCUCCGCAGGCGCCGGCCUCUCCGUAGCUGCCAUCAGCAAUGAACUCUAUGUUGUGAAUGAGGAGUCCAUUGUGAUGCUCUCGCUUUUGACCAUCUACUGGGCCGUCUACACCUACGGAGGACCGAUGUACAGCGAGUGGGCACAGGGUCAGCAUGACAAGGUCAAGGGAAUUCUCAACGCUGCGCGGGAAGACCACACCAAUGCUGUCAAGGCCCGCAUUGACAGCGUCAAGGAUCUCAGUGGAGUGAUUGAUGUCACCAAGGAUCUCUUCGCUGUGUCCAAGGAAACCGCUCAGCUCGAGGCCCAGGCAUACGAGCUCCAGCAGAAGACCGACCUUGCCGCUGAGGCCAAGGCUGUUCUCGACUCAUGGGUGCGCUACGAGGGCCAGGUCAAGGCCAGACAACAGAAGGAGCUCGCAGAGUCCGUCAUUGCCAAGAUUGAGAAGGACCUCGAGAACCCCAAGGUCCUCGACCAGAUCCUCAGGCAGGCGGUGUCAGAUGUUGAACGUAUCGUCGCGCAGAAAUAGAUCACGUGACUGAGAAGUCUUCGGUGAGAGUGGCCGAACUCGCAUUGUAAAUACCUAGACAUUUGCGAAAGGCGGUCAAAUGAAAUGGGUCCUUUUUGUUGUCCAUGC